GCCGCGCGGUGCGCUACUUCCCUGCAGCUUGGGCGAGGAGGCUUGUGUGCAGGCACACCCCCACGUCCCUUCGGCACCGCUGUCUCUGCUCCACUGGCCUCCGCUCCGCCCAGCCCUCGGCCACAAGCCGGUAGCGACAUGGCACACGCGGCGGUACGCUGCCCCAGCGCUCGCGGCUCCGGGGACGGAGAGAUGGGCAAGCCCAGGAAAGUGGCGCUCAUCACUGGCAUCACGGGCCAGGAUGGUUCAUACUUGGCUGAGUUCCUGCUGGAGAAAGGCUACGAGGUCCAUGGAAUUGUGCGGCGAUCCAGUUCAUUUAAUACAGGUCGAAUUGAACAUCUGUAUAAGAACCCCCAGGCUCAUAUUGAAGGAAACAUGAAGUUGCACUAUGGUGAUCUCACUGACAGUACCUGCCUUGUGAAGAUCAUUAAUGAAGUAAAGCCUACAGAGAUCUACAACCUUGGAGCCCAGAGCCAUGUUAAAAUUUCUUUUGACCUGGCUGAAUAUACUGCGGAUGUUGAUGGAGUUGGCACUUUACGGCUUCUGGAUGCAGUUAAAACCUGUGGCCUUAUCAACUCUGUGAAGUUCUACCAAGCCUCAACAAGUGAACUCUAUGGGAAAGUGCAAGAAAUACCCCAGAAGGAGACGACUCCUUUUUAUCCUCGGUCACCGUAUGGGGCUGCUAAACUCUAUGCCUAUUGGAUUGUGGUAAACUUCCGGGAAGCAUAUAAUCUCUUUGCAGUGAAUGGCAUUCUCUUCAAUCAUGAGAGUCCCAGAAGAGGAGCUAAUUUUGUUACUCGAAAAAUUAGCCGGUCAGUGGCUAAGAUUUACCUUGGACAACUGGAAUGUUUCAGCUUGGGAAAUCUGGAUGCCAAACGAGAUUGGGGCCAUGCCAAGGACUAUGUAGAGGCUAUGUGGCUGAUGUUGCAGAAUGAUGAGCCAGAGGAUUUUGUCAUAGCGACUGGGGAAGUCCAUAGUGUUCGGGAAUUUGUAGAGAAAUCGUUUUUGCACAUUGGAAAAACGAUUGUGUGGGAAGGAAAGAAUGAAAAUGAAGUGGGCAGAUGUAAAGAGACCGGCAAAAUUCACGUGACUGUGGAUCUCAAAUACUACCGACCAACCGAAGUGGACUUUCUGCAAGGAGAUUGCACCAAAGCGAAACAGAAGCUGAGCUGGAAACCCCGGGUCGCUUUUGAUGAGCUGGUGAGGGAGAUGGUGGACGCCGACGUGGAGCUCAUGAGAAACAACCCCAACGCCUGAGCGCGGCCGCGGCCGCGGACGCCCGCGCCGCCCCUGCCGGCCUGUGGUGGGUCCCCGCUUGGAAUCAGCUGGUGCGGGGCCGCAGGUGUGAACCCGGGAGGGGCGCGAGAAUCCCGCGGGUUCCCUGCUGACCCUCGCGGCCACUGCGCCUUGUCCCCGCCGUUAGGAUCCCGGGCCGCAGAGGUUUGUAGCAGCCGGGACGUGGCACUUCGGGGUUCGGCCCAAUUUCCUUUUGUCGAGGCCUCUUCUGAAUGGUUUUGUGAAAUCAACAAGAUGUUUUAAUCACACGUUCACUGUACUUGAAAUUAUGUCAUUAGACAACUGAAAUUGUGGGGCUUUCAAAUCGUUUUCAUCUUUUCUUAUUAAAAAUGGCCUUUCUAUGAACUAGCA
Messenger RNA from Mustela lutreola (European mink), 1647 nucleotides. It is a transcript of the gene GMDS, whose product is annotated as GDP-mannose 4,6-dehydratase. Gene Ontology annotation, biological process: GDP-mannose metabolic process. Bases 139 to 1257 code for a protein of 372 amino acids. Gene Ontology annotation, molecular function: GDP-mannose 4,6-dehydratase activity. The record is from RefSeq and is a predicted model, not a curated record. The transcript is spliced from 11 exons. Lineage: Eukaryota; Metazoa; Chordata; Mammalia; Carnivora; Mustelidae.